GCCGCUCACUAAGCGCCGCUACACAGACAGUAACAGAAAGCUCCGAAGAGAACGUAGGGGCCGCCGAGAGCUCCUUCAGGGCACUGCGACGACACAUACACACACACACACACGUACACGUACACGUAUAUACAUAUAUAUAUAUAUAACUUAUUAUUUUUCCUCCACGAAAACUUCACCAUCGGUUUGAUCUGAGCGACGAGAAGAGCAACGAGUGCGACGGAUAUAAUACCUGUGUGUGAGUCUCGUCCCACUCCCGAGCAAGAUGAGGUGCGUUAUCCCGGCGCUCGCGGCCGCGCUUUGUCUCGCAUUGGUGAGCUCACAUCCGCUUCCGGAAGACGGGCUUCGAUCGGAGGCCCUCGAUCGGCUGGUGAUGGCCGAAGCCGACAGUGAGGCGGCCCUGAGGAGCAAACGGACAAUCGGCAUCCUACGACAGAUCUUCCCGGAGGUCUCGCAGGAUGUGAACCCGGAGUCCGAGAAUCGAGUGAACGAGAUCGGAGCGGAAUCGCAGAACAACGAGGUGCGAGUGCAGUUCGCGGACGAAGUGCCGAGCGACAACUCGCCGCAGGAGCUGGCGCCAUUGGACGAGGUCGAGGCGCAGGAGGACGACGAGAAUAGGAACAAAAGAUUCCUUUUCGGUUUCGGCGGCGGUGCCGGCGGCAGCGCUGGGUCGGGCAAUUUCCUCUUCGACAUUAUCAGGCAAGCGGCCGACGGGGCGGCAAGAGCGGCAGGCACGGUGUACCGUGUCGUGGCCGGUACACAGAGCCUCGGGCUCGGGCUAAGCGCCUCGCGCGAUGUGGGCCCGGCGCAGCCGGCCGCCCCUGCUGCUGCUAAUCCCACUGGCGGCACCCCGACGUCCGGCGCACCCUCGACAGCCGCCCCUCCAGGAGCCGGCACUCCACCACCGCUGGUGGCCGGAAGCGGAAGUAAUCAAAACCAAUCCGCCGGUGCCACCGCCGGCAGGACGGACGGCACGCAGGAGGCCGUGCCUGGCCCCAUCACCAGGUUCUUCGUCAUCGCCAACCGAGGGAUCUCGAAUCUCGUCCAAGAUCUCAUACUCCGCCUGGCGGCUACGAGCGAACGCAUCGUCAACUUCAAGGCGCGACUCAUCACCUCCAUCAUCUAGGACCUUGCUGGAGGACUGAGAUGAGGAAACAGAAGAAGAGGCCUCGCCGGCUUUGGUACCAUAGCGUCAUGAGCAUCAUCGCCGGACCGAUCGCCUCUGCCAGUAGGAACACGGGUACGACGUUGGCAACAUGACCGUUCACGUGCACGGUGUUGCCCCCUUGUCCCCGGGAUCCGCAACUCGAUUCCCUCGUUGAUGGCCAUCGAGCUCUCUGCGAAAGCACCAGGCAGUUUGUCAUCGAACGCACGCAUCCCCCUAACGAUCGACAUUACUUGAUUCUGUCCGACUUUGUUCACUUUGUUCUCGGGGUGUAGUUUCCUUCAUUCUUUCUUCUCUCUUACAUAUGAUCCCCCCCCUCUCUCUCUCUCUCUCUCUCUCUCUCUCUC
Molecule: messenger RNA, 1512 nt
Organism: Harpegnathos saltator (Jerdon's jumping ant)
Lineage: Eukaryota; Metazoa; Arthropoda; Insecta; Hymenoptera; Formicidae
Exons: 7
Coding region: 266-1126 (286 amino acids)
Source: RefSeq, a predicted model, not a curated record